Messenger RNA from Prorocentrum cordatum, 5156 nucleotides. The record is from the annotation of a GenBank genome assembly. NCBI's taxonomy places the organism in Eukaryota, Dinophyceae, Prorocentrales, Prorocentraceae.
CGCGUCGUGGUCGCCCUGAACCCCGGCACCCCUGGCACUGCAGCGAUCGUCACGGUCGACGGCGAAGAGUACGACGACCAGGUGGUCGGCAACGCGGACGUGCUCCACUGGGACCUGCUGCCUGGGGGGGCGCCUGGCGGGGUCUUCCCGUGGGCGCCGGCGGCGCGGUACUACCGCUUCCGGGCGAUCCCCACUGUCGCGGCGCUCACCGCUGCCGCCGGCCGCGCCUGCGCCCGCCUGGGCCUCGCGGCGCCUGCUGGCCCCGUGGUGCCCAACGUCGCGGGACGUGCCCCCGCUGCGGCAGCCCCUGCGGCGGCGCCCGCAGGCGCCCUAGCGCUGCCGGCUGGCGGUGCGCCAGGCCCGGAGGGCGGCGGAGUGGCCGCGCUCGUGGCUGCGCUCGGAGGCCGAGCAGGCGGCGCUGCCGGUGGCGCACUCGCCCCGGCGCCAGCUCCAGCCGCUGCUGCGGUCGCACCGGCGGCUCCUGUCGCAGGGGGGGCUCCCGCGCCGCCCGCUGGGCUCGGCGUGCUGGCCCCUGGGCCAGCCGGGCCUGCCGUGGUCGCCGCCCCCGGCGUCGCGCCGCCUGCCGCAGUGCCUGCGCCCGCGGGCGUGCCGGCUGGCGGCGCCCAGGCCAGCCCUGGCGGCGACGCGCGCAUCUUCGCCGUCGUGAGGGACGCGCGAGGAGUGCGGCGUGCCGACUUCCGGGUCAUGGUCGCCCAGAUGGUCGAGCUCCCUUGGCCUGACUGGCCAGUGCGCGGACCGCGCACGCUGCUGUGGGUGCUGCAGUACAUGGCUCAGAGGUCGGGGGCUCCGACGGCCCACCACCAGCGGUGGCUAGCGGAGACGGGGCUCGACCCCGAGUCACCGGGAGUGGACAUCCACCAGAUGGGGCGCAUGGUGUUGGAAUCGGCAGUGACUUACGAUCAGGAGCACGCCGCGAACCUGGCCCACCUCGAACUCGUGGUCCGUUCGGUGCAGGUGCAGGAGGAGCGCUACCGCCAGUUGGUCACCCCGUGUGAUGCCGGCGCGGCGGACCGCGCGGUCAUGAUGGGGUCGCAGGAGCUCGACGGGUCGGCGCGCGUUUGCCCGGCUUUGCGCGACCACCUCGCGCAGGAGCUGCAGCGGGAGAUGGCGGUGGCGAAGGAGAGGCGCAAGGCGCGAGAGGAGCGCGCCCUCGCCGGGGGCGUGCCCGGCCAGCCUGGUGCAGGGCGCGGAAGGGGGAGGCGCGGCGGCGGCCGCGGCGGCCGUGGCGGCGGGCCCAACGCCGCAGGGGGCGAUGGCAGACUCGCCCCGGGGCGGAUGGCCUGGCCAGCCGCCGCCCCCGUCCCCCUUGGCCCCGCGGAGCCCGCCAACAGCGCGGGCUUCUCCCCUGGCGGCGCAGGGCGCCGGCUGCAGGACGACGACCGGCAGCGGGACAUUUUUCCGCUACCGCUGUUGGCUGCUGCUGACGUGGCGCCCCGCGCGUCCGGGACUCGGCGGCGCGUUCGGGCCGGCCAUGCCUUCGCGCACGCGCUGGACCGUGCCAAUGCUGCCGUGCAUGCUUUGAAUGACCUCUACGGCGACCAGUCCUCGCCCGCGCCGACGCCGUCUGCCGGGCAGCGCUGUGCCGCCGCCCACAUUUGGGACUCGGUCGCUGCUCUGGGCCCUGAGCCACCUGAGUAUCGUGACGACGUCUCCGACAUCAACGGGGCCCUGCGGGAGCUCCUUGCUGGGUCCGCGCUGUGCCCUGACGGCGGCGGGCCCACCACUCCUUACGUGCCAGACCUUGUCUCCUGGCCUGAUGUGUCGCAGCCGCCCGCGCCGCUCCUUGGGCUGCUGGGCGAGCGUGACUCUGCCGCGCUGCGGGAGUGGAGGUGCCAAAUGCUCCGCGAGCCCGAGGAGGCGCGGCAGUUGCGGGCGGAGGCGUGCCCGCGCGGCCCGUACACGGACCCUGCGCUGCUGCGCUCGCUGCCCGACUACGCUGCCUUCCUCAGCGCCAUGGUGGAGCGCAGCAUGCUGACGUUUGCCCCUGCGCGAGGGCGCCGGGUUAACAUGGGGAUUUUCUUCGUGCCAGAGAAAAGUGGUCGUCUGAGGGUUAUCUUCGACACGCGGCUCGCCAACUGCGCGUUCGUCGAUGCGCCUCGCACCCAGCUGCCGUCUGCGUCCGCCUGGGGGCGGCUCGAGACGGGCGACGCGCGGGUCUCCAUCGCUUCGGCGGACCUGGACGUGGCCCCGGACGGGAUGGAGGAGUUCUUCGUGCUGCCGCCCAUCCCCGCCAAGCACCUCGCUCCGUACGGGGUCGCUGUGGACGGGGUGGAGGGCGAGUCGCUCUUGCUGCCCCAGGUGGUGGUGCUGCCGAUGGGCUUCAGCUGGGCCUUGCACCUCUGCCAGACGGUGCUGGAGGCAUCGUUGGGCCGCGCUGGUUUCCCUCAGAGCGACCUCAUCCUUGACGGCCGCUGCGGCUGCCAGCUCACGAGCGACCUGGACUCGGUCGCGGGCGCCGGCUACGUGGACAGCUACUUCGUCCUCGGCGGCUCCCCAAAGACUGUGAGCGAGCGGCUGCAGGCCAUCACCGACGACCUGACGCGCCACGGGCUCACCGUGCACGAGCUCGAGCCGCCCUCCCAGGAUCGCGACUUUCUGGGGCUAUCGCUGCGCGAGGGGCGCUGGCUUAGCCUCAGGACGCGCAACAUCUGGCGGUUGCGCGCGGCCAUUCGCGCCACGCUCCGGAGGCAGGUCAUCAGCGGCUUCUUGCUGCGCGUUCUGACCGGCCACAUUCACCUGGGCGCUGCUGCUGCGAAGAGAGCCGCUGGGCCAGUCGCGUCGCCGCUUUGGCCCGCUGUCCGUCAUGAGCUCCAGCUAGUCCACGACCUGCUGCCGCUCUGCACUGUUGACCUUGGUGCCCCGUGGCACGGGCGAGUUGCUUGCACGGACGCCUCGCCAUUUGGGCUGGGCGUCGUCGCUCGUCGCGCCCCAAAGGACCGCGUGGGCACCAUUGGAAGAGUUGCUGAAAAGUGGAGGUACAAGGUCGAGGGAGGUGCGCAGGCGAGGCGUAGGACGAUCGAGAUCAACGGUGAUAACUCGUCCGAGCAGUUCGGGAGCCUCGAGGGCGACUUCGGGGUGAGUACUCAGCUCGUCGGGGAUGGCAUCACCGAGGGCCUGCCGUUCGAGGGCGUCUUGGGAGAGGCCUCUGAGGGCCCGGUCGAGCUGCAGCUGCCGAGGGCUCCUGGGGGCACCGCCAAGUCGAUCAUGGACAUGAGGCCCGUGGUGGACUUCGACGAGGUCCCGUCCCACUUCAUCCGUGGGCCCGCCUGGGGCUCCGUCGCCGCCGUGUACAUCGAGGGGAGGGCCAACAUCCUGGCUCUGGAGGGGGAAGCGCUCGUUCUUGGGUAUCGGCACCUCCUGAGGUCCACAUCCGCGUUCGGGUCUCGGUUCCUCAUCCUCUCCGACAACCUGCCACUCGUCUUGUCCGUCGGUAAGGGCCGGGCCCGCAGUAAACACUUCCAGAGCACGCUUCGCAAGAUCUGCGCGCUCUCCGUGGCCACUGGCUCAACCCUGGCAGUGAGAUGGAUACCCUCUGAGGCGGGCUGCUCGCCCAUGCGGCGGCUUGUGCUGGUGCUGGCACUGGCCCAGGCUGCGGCGGCGGCUCGCCGCUCGGCCGCCCCGGCGCCCUCGGCGCUCCGGGCCGAGCGAGCGAGCCGUGCGCAAGCGCUGGCGGCGGAGACGACGGCGGUGGCGGGGCUGUCGCUGCUCGAGCGGCUGGCGGCGAGGAGCUCGACGGCUCGCCUCUACCGGGGGGCUCUCACCAGUUUCGUCGACUUCUGUGUCGAGCGCCGCCUGGACUGGGCGACGCACUCGGGCCUGGACGAGGCGCUGGUGCUGUACAUGGACAGCGAGUUCCUCCUCGGCGGCGGCGGCAGCCAGGGGAACGUCCUCUUGGCGGCGGUGGCGCACUUCCUCGGUUCGUUCCACAAGCGGACCUCGCUGCUGCUGCCAAGGGCUCACCGCGCGGCUGCGGCGUGGGCGCGGCGCGCGCCUGCGCGCACCCGGCUGCCACUGCCGCGUCGCGUGGUGUUCGCCUUGGCUGGCCUCCUGGUCCACGACGGGUUCCCACGGCUGGCCAUUUGCAUCCUCGUCAUGUUCGCCUCGUACCUCAGGCCUGGCGAGGCGGCGAAGCUGCGCGGGCGGCAUCUGAUAUCGCCGUCGGAGGCGGCGGGCGCCGGCUACCAGUUCUUCGGGCUGCUCCUGCACGAGAGCGGGCAGGGGCCAGGCAAGACGGGCGUGAACGACGAGAGCAUCCUCUUCGAUCGCGAGGCUUGGCUCAACCCGCUGCUGCACGCUCUGAAGCAGUCCACAGCGCCGUCGGAGCCGCUGUGGGGCCAGGAGGUGGGCCGACUGGGCGCGCUGUUCGCUCAGGCCUGCCGUCGGCUGUCGCUGGACCGGCUUCGCCCGCACUUGCACAGCUUGCGCCGCGGGGGGGCCUCGGACGACAUGCUCUCCCAGAGGCGCCAGCUGGGCGAGAUCCAGCGGCGCGGCCGCUGGCGGACAGCCAAGAGCCUGAACCGCUACACAAAGGAGACCAAGCUCUUGGACCAACUCGCCUGGAUCCCGCCCGAGGUGAUGGAGCUCGGGGCCUUCGUCGAGAGCAACCUGGAGGCGCUGGUCGGCGGCUGCCUGCCCGGCUGGCUAGCGACUGGCGGCGACGGCGGCUGCCCGCCGGCGGACGCGGUGAAGCGGCACCUGCAUCGGCAGCAUCGCCGCGCUGCCGCGCCAGGCCGGGCCCUCAGGCGCCGCCCCGUGCUGGAGCUCUUCUGCGGUGCCGGCAGGAUCGCCGAGGCGCUGCUUGCCCGCGGCGUCGCCGCAUUUGGGCUCGACUGGCAGCGCAGCUCACUGGAGGAUCAUGUGUUGCCUGCCUUCAUCGCCACCGUCGUCGGCAGGAUCCGGUCGCGCGCGGUGGGUGCCGUCUGGCUGGGCACCCCCUGCACCAGCUGGACGCGAGCGUUGCGGCGCCCGCUCAGGUCGGACCGCUACCCGUUCGGGCUGCCCGACCUCUCAUCGUCUGAGCAGGCUCGCGCCGCCGCAGGCAAUGCCACGCUGCGAAUGACAGUGAUCAUAAUUCGUGAGUGCAUCUCUGCCCGUGUGCCCGUCUUUCUCGAGAAUCCACAGACCUCGCAGAUCUG